This is a messenger RNA of Zychaea mexicana, 7171 nucleotides long. RefSeq lists its product as uncharacterized. Gene Ontology annotation, molecular function: guanyl-nucleotide exchange factor activity. Gene Ontology annotation, cellular component: cytoplasm. The record is from RefSeq and is a predicted model, not a curated record. Gene Ontology annotation, biological process: regulation of GTPase activity; small GTPase-mediated signal transduction. The coding region runs from base 228 to 7040 and encodes 2270 amino acids. The transcript has 3 exons. Lineage: Eukaryota; Fungi; Mucoromycota; Mucoromycetes; Mucorales; Lichtheimiaceae.
AACCCAAAAUCCGAACACCCGUUCAGGAGUUGAUUGUGUCUCAUAUUCUUUUUCUUUUUAUUUCGCUCUCUCUUUCGCUUUCUUGUUCCCUUUUAAUAUCUUCUUUACAACCUUAUAGGGAUAGAAUCAGUUUGACUAUUGAGGGUAAAAAGGCUCUCCAUUCUCUUUUGUUGCUUCAAGAAUCUCAACUGUCACUUGGACAAACCAAACUAAUUUAGGAGCUUUACAUGAUAACUCAAGAUUGGGCGAUGAAGUCAAGAAAGUCAAAAGCGUCAGGUAGCAACAGCAACAAUAACAUCAGCAACAAAUUUGACGACCAUCGUACCAGCGCCUUGUCCUUCUUUAAAAACCGUCUGUUUAGCAACAGCAGCGAGAGUUCUGCCGAAUCAUCGCCAUCCACCUCGUCUUCGCGUUCAAUUCCACAUAGAUCGCCGCUAUCGAUCGACAUUCCACAGUCAACCAACAGACGGGCCUCAUCCACACCCGAUCGACCGAUCUCAAAAUCGUUUGAAGAACCUUCGUUUUUUGAAGCAUCAUGCAGCAACACAAGCGCUAAAAAUAAUAAUAAUAACCCGCGCCCGGUAUCCAUGAUGAUGGGUUUGCACCGGACAAGAACAGGCGACAGUAGCGAUAGCCAUCAUGUUGUUGCCAGUACCCUCACUACUACUGCUGCUGCUGCUACUACUACUACUACUACUACUACUACUACUACUAGUACGAGUGCUACUGUUGCCAAACGACGACAACCGCCAGACGAUGCAGACGAAAAGAAACGCACGAGCUUUAUCGUCAUCAAAGAAGGGUAUUUGUACAAAAAGGCCGACUUCCGAGCGUUUCACAAGGCACACAAUCACCGCGGGUGGAAGCUGUAUCGCAUUGUUCUGCGUGGGCAUAAACUCUAUCUGUACAAGCUGUCAUCGGAGUCGCCGCUCCGAUCACUCGUUUCGUCGCCCAAACACCAUCGUCAACAAAAGCAACAACAACAACCACAACCACAACCACAACCACAACCACAACCACAACGAGAGGAGCCCCUGGUUAUUCACCAUCCUGCCGAACUCUUUAACAACGAACAACUCCGCGACAAUUAUAUCUAUGGAGCCAUGUUCAUCAAUAAGGAUCAGCACCGCGUCGGUCUACUGAUAUUUACAGACAUGCUCAUCAUCAGCACCUGCAUCUCACCACGGUUCCACUGGCAGGAGGAUUGCAGAAUCCCCCUCGACAAGCUGCAGGUGGAAAAACGUGGCGACGGCUUGGCACUCACGAUGGAAGACGGCGAGCAACGCGUGUACACGGCCAUCUCUGCUGACGUACAGUCAGCAUGGUUGAAUGCUUUUGAAUCUCAAGUCGGACUGCCGCGGAUUACAAUCAGCAAAGAAGACAAAGAAGAACGGCUACCUCGUGACGAUACACAGUUGCACGUCAUCGAGGAUGCUAGCGGCACCGGUGGACGACGCAUUGUGCAAGGAGGGACAGUUGGGGCAUUCAUCCACGAGCUGCUAGUGCAUGAUCCACUGGACGAGGAAUAUAUGAAUGCUUUUCUACUCACAUUCCCCAUGUUUACCAGCACUGCAACCGUGCUUGAUAUUUUCAAAGCGUACGUGUCACAUACACCUCACGUGUGCGGCCGUCUUGUCGACAUUUUCCAAGUCUACUGCACGCAUUUUGCGCAGGAUGUAGUGGGUGAAAUGGCGAAUGGCAUGAUAUCUAUUCUUGAGACGCUGGAAGCGAGCGAGAGUGUUGACACUGCUGUACGAAAACGAAGCGCACAGAUCAAGCAAUUGGUGCUUGCCACUGUUACACGCAAUGGUGACGAGGCUGGUGCAGAAUCAUCGUCUGCUGCUGCUGCCGUUGUAGUACAGACAGCAACAGCGGCAAUAAUGGCAAAAACAUACGAUGAUGAUGAUGAUGAUGAUGAUGGCGAUGGCGGUGACGAUAAAGGCAUUGGGACUGUCGAGGAUAUACCCGGAUUCAGAAGAUCGCAUGUCGCUCGAAGACCUAGCUCAGUCAACCUGUCAAACAUGUUGAUCACGGGUCUGACGCCAUCCUUGUUCCUGACCAUCGAUCCACUGAGCUUUGCUGAGCAAAUCUAUUGGUUCCACUUUUCGCAGCAUCGACAGCACGAGACCACACUGACAAGUCCGCUUUCCUAUGUGCCACGUCCACAAACAUCGCCACAGGUGAUCAACUCGCUAGUGUUCACAACUGCAUCGCCGCAUUUCCUAACAAAGCUAAUACGACACCACAUCCUGAUCGAUUCGCAGCAAGAAGAUAUGAUUGGUAUGGAAAACGACAACACGACGCUGACACGAUCGUUGCUGCUUGAGCAUUGGAUUCGCGUGGGCAUCGCUUUGACCAAGCUAGGCGAUAUGACGGGUUGGUGCGCUGUUGCCACAGGGAUUUGCUCGCUAGGUGUGAUCCGACUCAAGGAGUCAUGGAAAUCAGUGAAUCGAGGCUUAGUAGCUACGGUGACGCAGCAUUGGGUGGACAAGCUCGCAGAGUAUGGGUUCUUUGCGCAGGACAUGUGGAUCGAUGAAUGGGAGAAGAAAGCUGCCAUUGAUGCAUUUGCUCGGAUUAUGGAUCCGCCACGGAACAGCGAGCUGCAAGGACUGCCCUUCUUUGGCACGCUUCGGCAAGCGGUGGAUCGUCUUCGAAAGCACGUCAAGGAUGAAGAUGAUAGUGGAAAGGGAACAGUCAAUUUUUCAAAAUAUCGGCUGAUUUAUGAUGCCGUACGCCAAAGCCUGGGCAUCUGGAAAGCGUUGCACAAAAGAGAUAGUAACGAAGAAGAAGAAGGAGGAGGAGGGCAGGCACCUCCUCCUCCGUUCAAGGUGGUUGGUCCUCUACAAGCCUUUUUCGAGCAUUCUGUCACCGACUUUAUCUCCGUGCCGCACGAUUUCAAGUACUUGCAAGAAUGCUCGCAGGCAUGCGAACCUCGGAUCUUUGGCCAGAGCUAUGAUCGACAUCGCAAAUUUGACUCGUUGCACGGAACAGAUGUGGCGCCGCCUUCCUCAGCCACAUUGACAUUUCCAGAGGUUCUAGAAGGGUACACCUUAUUUCAAUCGCAUCAACACCCUCAUCAUCAUCACCAACACGGCCAAGAUGCAUCGUCGUGGACGACAUCUCCACGAUUUCAUGUGCGUAAAAAGGCCUCAUUCCAGAGCAUCAAAUCAGAGGAGCCACCUGGCACGCCCUCCAGCGCAACGACUGUGCCUCGUCCCGCAGCACCAGAACAUGCUCGAUCGUCGCCCCGUGUAACCAAUCGCAAAAUGUUCCGGCGACGAACGUACAGCUUUCCGCCCGGCGGCGCAGGGAGUGGUGUCGUUGGCGGCGACACGGAAACGAUCAACAGCAGUAGCAGUAGCAGCAUCAAAAAGAGCGAGGAAUAUUCAGACAGCUACCUCGACUCGCUUCACAGUAAGACAUGGCUCGGCUCAUUGAUUUCCCAUCGACACGGGAGCUAUUCGGCCAAAGCAAUCCUGGAUGCGAUGCAGCGCAGGGAGAGAGGUCCGAAUGACUGGAUGCUGAUUGUAGAGAAUGGCAACUUGAUACUCAAGGCUUCCACAUUGGUGCAGGCCGAUGACUCGGUGACAAGGAAGCAGCCAUUGAAAAAGAGUACGUCAAGCGGGUUCUUGGCGCUGGCAGAAAAGGGCAGCUCGGGGAUACGGUCACGAUCAGGUACGAUCAAUAGCAUGACGCCAAACGAAGCACUACAAAGGGACGACGAUGCGACGCGAUUGAUGGCGUCAGAGAACAACAACAGCAAGGACAAUGAUGGUACGCCGAUCUUUGUCAACGUCAAGGCGGGUCGGUUGGAACGGUUGGUGGAUAUCCUGGUCAAUGGCGUGUCGCGGUACAACGUGGACAUGCGCGAACAUUGGCAGCUUCCAACGAGGCUAGUGGAACAGCAGUUUAGCGCUCAUCAUUUGGCAUUGGACGAAGAAGAGUACACGAAUGCGUUCUUUGUGACCUAUCGCAGCUUUUGUUCUGUCGUGGAGCUGUUGGAGCUAUUGCGCGAAAUGUUCACGGGGGCAGUAGCAGCUGGACGCCGUGCCAAGCAACAAAAGACGAGCAUGCUUGAAAGUGUAUUUCAAGCAACAUCCACAACAAGAAGCAGUAGCAGCACAACAACAGCAACAACAGCAACAAGCACCAGCAAUAAUAGCAGUAGCAGCACAUCAGCUGACUUUGACUGGCGUACGGUUGCUUCGAUCCAGUUACGCGUGGUGAAUCUCAUGCUGCACUGGAUUGAAGAGCACUUUUACGACUUUGUUGACGAGAUUGAGAUCUUGAAUCACGUCGGUCGCUUUCUGAAGCAGGCGCAGGACGCUUUGGAGGAAUGGCGUUCGGUUAUUCAACAACAGCAAGCAGCAACGACAACAACGACAGAUGAGCAGACGGCUUUGACAACAGCAGCACACAUUGGCCGACAGCUUCAAGAACUACGAAAACACUUUAUCCACAAGAUCCUAUCACCGAGCUACGACCUAAAAGCGAUCGACUAUGACACAGGCUGCAGUCGGAAAGUGGACGAGUUGUACAAGCAAUUGACGAGUGGAACACAAGGUUUUCGCACGGCGAUAGCGCAAGGCACACGCAAAUCAAUGGCAUUCACAUUAUCGGCGCAGCCCCUGGACGAUAACGCAAUGGGCGCGCACAGCCUCGUUGAUCAGCAGUCUGCAGCAACGCUGCUGAAACAAGCAGACCAAAGCGUGCGGCAAUUGUUCGCGUCGGUGACGCUGCAGGAUUGGAUUCAGACGUUUGAUGUGUUUGAGGCACAGUCGAGCGACUUGUAUGCAUGGCUGCCGUCCCACAAAGCAUCGCAUUCACCGCCCAUGUCAAAGACACUGUCGCCUGUGCGAGAUGCGCCAACGGCCCAGCCUACCGACUAUCAUAUCCCAGCAGAUGAUGUCAUGGUGUCUGAUAUUUUUACAGCGAUCGAGGGCGCCCGCCGUUCCAUUGUGUCACCAUCCGCAUUUUCGGCCGAUGACCUGCUGCUGGCGUUCCCUAGCUCCAUCCAGUAUCUGUACUGCAUGCACUUUAUUAUCCGCAGCUGGGUCAUCCAUGAGAUCACACCGCGUAACAUUGAUUUUCAGACACGUGUGCAACGGAUCGACACAUUUCUGCAGAUGGUUGUGAUGAGCAAGUCGGCGACUGAGCGGAUGGCGUUGUUUCCAGAACUCAGGGAUGUCGAGGAUCGACCGCGACGUGUGCCAGGAUUUGUUGAAUAUGCAAUUGCAAGUGCGCUGAUUAGUCCUGAAGUGCGGUUGUUUUCGCGCGCAUGGAUGCAAGUUGGACGUCGAUACGGACAGAUGCAGCUGGAUACGUUGGAAAGUUUACUCAGCCAUGUGCAACAGACGAUCACAGCCGACAGUAUGGUACUGGUCCCGAGUGUAGGAUGGGUCUUUGAUCGGAUGCUUGAGUUGUGUGCGGCGGUUCCAGACACGCACAACCAGAAUGAGCACAUGAUCAACUUUGAUAAACGGCGCUAUGUGUUUCAUUUUCUGCAAUUGGUGAUGAACGCACAGAUGGAUCUGGAGGAACAACGACAUCAGUCGGUCGGUCCAGAUGGAGGCGAAGCAGCAGCAGCAGCAGCAGCAGCACAAGGCUAUCUUUCGUUCAUCAUCAGUCCGGAUAUGCGCAAGUCUACCUGGAAGGAACUCAAGGAGUGUGCCGUCAAGGAGAACAAGCAAGGAGGGAGUGGAAGCAGCAUGCCGCCUAUCCGCAGUGGCUCAACGAAACUACAACAAGGAGUGUUUAGCAAACUCGUCAGCGAGCAGCUCGAAAAGCUCAAGCGGGAUAUCAAAGAGCGGGACCGGAUAGACAAGGAGUGGCGUGAUUUGCAACACAAGCUACAGAAACGACAAAUCGAGCAAGCGCGAUAUUUGGAAAAGCAGGAGCGCAAAAGUCAUAAGCAUGGUCUUCAGCAACAGCAGCAGCAACAUUUGCCAAAACUCAACUCAUUAUUCCGCGGUUUGCGUCCAGCCCUCUCUUCAUCAUCGUCAUCAGCAAUAGCAGCAGCAGUAACAACAACAUCUUCAACAGUAGCAGCAGCAGCAGCAGCAGCAGCAGAUCCCACUUACUCGGUUCAGUUUCAGACUGCAAAGGCAUCCACGGUGAUAAACCUUAUUCAUUCCACAACCUCGGUGGCUAGCGCAUAUACCAAACGCGAUCACGUGUUCCGGAUAGUGACCGAGGAAGGCGGUCAAUAUUUGUUCCAAGCCACGAACUGGGAGGACAUGCACGACUGGAUGCAACAAAUCAAUAAUGCGGCGCGAGAGGGAACAGUCAAACGACGCAGUGUGCUUGCGUCUGAAAGCAACGAGCAGCAGCGCAACAGUCGGUUUGGUGAAGAAGGUUCUUCCAAUACGGGUUGUGGAACGUCAGCAGCAGCAGCGGUGACGAACACAAGAAAGUCUGUGUACGGCGUAGAUCUUGUUGUGCUGAUGGAUGAUGGUUCGGUGCCACUGCUUGCGGAAAAGUGCAUUGCAGAAAUCGAAAAGCGAGGGCUCGAGGAGGUGGGCAUCUAUCGCACAGCUGGCACGGGCUCUGUGGUAGAGCAGCUCAAGGCCGCGUUCAAUGCGGAUAUGCGCAAGGUGGACCUGAGCGAUCCGCAGUGGGCAGACAUUAACGUGGUGGCGGAUGCAUUCAAGCAAUUCUUGCGUAAUAUACCCGGUUCUUUAAUGACACACACCUACUAUGAUGAGUUCAUCCAUGCGGCAGCGUCUGAGGAUCACGACCAACGGGUUUACCUGAUCAAGCAGGUUCUUCAGAAGCUUCCGGACCCCAAUUACACGCUGCUGAAGCGGCUCGUCGAACACUUUGUCAUUGUGACGGAUCUCGAAGCGACCAAUCACAUGUAUGCAACAAACCUCGCUAUUGUGUUCGGACCGACAUUGCUGCAGCCAGCGCCAGGUCCAGCCUCGUUUGCAACAACCAUGUCCAAUCUAGGCCAUCACCAAACGAUCGUGAAAUACCUGAUCUUGCACUUUCAUUAUCUCUUUGACAUUGAGGGCGAAGAAACUGGAAACGACGACGACUAGACUGACUGACUGACAGACAGAGGAUACGAUGGUGGCAGCAACAAACAACAACAACAACAAUAAAUAAUUAUAAUAAUUAAUGAUAAAUAGUAUUUAAAAAGAAAUAAAAAUUUUCCCAUGAUGAUGACGAU